AUGAGAAAACUUUCGUUGAGAAUAUUAAGUUCAAUAAUACCACGCAUAAACAAUGUACAUGUACAAAAAGUUUUUUUUUGUAAUAAAAAAUAUGAACCGUUCAUAAAUAAUUCAAACGAAUUCAACAUUCCAUAUAAUAACUUGGAUGAUGUCGAAUUUGAAGAUCAACUAUCAUCAGCUAUAACAUUUGAUAUAAAUAUUGAUAGCGAUAAAAAAUGGAAAAAACAAGAAGAAAUAGAAUAUAAUAAUUUUUUGAAAAAUCUUCAAAAUGAAAAAUUUUAUAAUAAUAAUUUUAUUCAAGAAAGAAAUUUAGAGGAAGCUCAAAAUAAGGACAUAAAUGAAAUCGAAAUAAAAAAUUGUGAAAUAAAUGAGACUAUCAAAAAUAUAAAAAAUGUACUUGAUAAAUAUGAAAUGAAUGAUGAAAAAAAAGAUGAAAUAAUAAUAAUAGAAACAAUAUUAAAUAACCUAAAAACAAAAAAUAAUAAAUAUAUAUUAAGUUCAAUGGGAAACAAGUAUAUAAAUAUAUUUGUUUGUAUUCUCUAUAAAAAUUUCGAAAAAAUAUCUUAUAAUAAUUUUGUUAUUUUUAUAAACUUAAUUUAUGAAUUAAGACAGAAACAAAUAAUUCGUGAUUUUUCCUAUGAGUAUAUAAAAUUUUUAAAUAAAGAAAAUAAUAUAAAUUUUCAAAACAACAGUGUUAGAAUUAAUACCGAUUUUGAAUAUUCAAAAUUAAGUGAAAAUGAAGAAAUAAAUUUGUGUAUUCAUAUUUUAGAAAUUUUAAAUGAUUGUUCUUUGUAUUUUUCUGAAUAUUAUGAUUAUUUACUUUCAAAACUUAAUAAAAUGAAUAAUGAUCAAAUUGUUUUAUUUUCUAAAGAAUGUUCUAAACAUAGUCUAAGAACAAAACAUUAUUUAGAUAAAGCUUGUGAUAUAUGUAUAAAAAAAAUAAAAAAUUUUGAUAUUAAAAAUAUACAAUCCUUAUAUCAUUCUUUUCAUCGUUUUCCAAAAGAUUAUUCACAAUUUUACGAUAUUUCAUUAAGUUUGAUUUUAGAAAAUAUAACACAUUUUGACAUUUAUUUCGAUCAUAUUCUUCUCAAAAUAGCUAAUAAUUUUAAAAAUGAUAAAAAAUAUGUCAAUUUAACUGCAUCUAUAGCAAACAAAAUAAAUGUGUACAUAAAUCAGAUACGAAAGAAUAUUAAUUAUGAAUCAAAUAAUGGGAAUAAUGAAAAUGGGGCUAAAUUGGUAACAAAUGAUAAAAGUAAUAUGAAUGAGCAAUGCCAACAAAUUGCCAACAAUAAUUCAGAAAAAGGCAUGCAUUCAGAACCUAAUAGUGAAACGUGUAAAGAACAACUAAUUUGUCAAGAUUCUAAAAAAAUAAACAAAUUAAAAUUAGAAAACAAUAAUGAAAUAGAAAUAAAAAUAAAUAACGAAAAAGAUGUUUGUAACACUAUUAUUGAAACAAUAAAAUGUUUGAAAUAUCUUGAAUAUCGAAAAAAUAAUGAUGCUGAAGUAAAAAAUGCAGUAAAUACAGUUUACGAAUUGAUAAAUGAUUACCCAGAAUAUUUAAAAUUAUUAUAUGUAGAAGAUAUUGUAUAUAUAUUGGUAUGUUUUACUUCAUAUAAUAAAAGAAUUGUAAUAUAUAAUAACUUAUUAGACAUAUUAUGCGAAAGGAGUAAUGAACUAUUACAUGCAAAAAAUAUAUCUUUAUGGAUAUAUCCAAUUUUAUAUUUAUCAAAAAUAUCAUGGUUUCAUGGGAAUUAUUUUAAUUUUUUAUUUAAUUGUAUUAAAGAUAACUAUGUGUUAAGCAGAUUAAACAUUUUUCAAUUAUUAAAAUUAUUAUCAUCUAUUGUUAAAAUGAAUAUAUAUGAUGAAGAAAUUUAUAAAAUUUUAGUAGAAAAAUUGUUUAGCGAAUGGGAUACUAUCAAAAAAAAACUUGUGGAUAUAUCUACAUUUUUAUGGUCAUGUGCAUAUGUUAAUAUUAUUUAUAAACCUUUAUUUGACAACGCAUAUAAAUCUAUUAUUAAUAUAAUAGAUAACAAAUCUUUUGGCUUAGAUAAUGUUAUAUAUAAAAAUUGUUUUGUCAAUAUAACAUGGGCUUUUAUUGUUGGUAAUUAUCAUAAAACCGAAAAAGAUUUUGAUAAAAUUUUAAAUGUUACAUUUUUAAAUCGAGAUCCAAAUGACUCACAAGCAUUUAAACGGUUACAUCAAAUAGCAGAUGCCUGUUUUAAAGAAAUACCAAAUUGCUUAAUUAAUUUAAAAUCGCUAGAUCUUUUAUAUAAAUAUUGUAUGCAUGAAAAGUGUAAAACAUUAAGAAAUGAUUUUAAUAUAUAUAAAAAAGAAAAAGAUGCUAUGAAAAUUAAAAAUAAAAUCAUUGAUGAAAUUGCACACAUUUUAAAAAAAAUACCUACAUCAUAUCAAUUACAUUAUGAGCCAUAUAAUAAUUCCCCAUAUAUUGUUGACAUACUUUUAAAUCAAAAUCAAAAAAUUGGUAUUUGUGUCUAUGGAAAAGAACACCUAAUGAGAACUUUGGCUAAUUCUCAUUGGGAUUAUAUGAAUACUGGAUUUACUUCUUUGCAAAUGAGAAUUUUGGCUAGCCAUGGUUGGAAGAUUAUUCCAAUUAAUGGUGGGGAGUGGCUAAAAUUAAAUAUGGAACAAAAAAAGACAUAUUUACAGGAAUACUUUAAAAAAUACUCCAUACAAAUUUAA
Messenger RNA from Plasmodium berghei ANKA, 2700 nucleotides. Its product is annotated as RAP protein, putative. Bases 1 to 2700 code for a protein of 899 amino acids. NCBI's taxonomy places the organism in Eukaryota, Apicomplexa, Aconoidasida, Haemosporida, Plasmodiidae. The transcript is spliced from 2 exons. The record is from RefSeq and is a predicted model, not a curated record.